Molecule: messenger RNA, 678 nt
Organism: Paramecium pentaurelia
Lineage: Eukaryota; Ciliophora; Oligohymenophorea; Peniculida; Parameciidae
Source: the annotation of a GenBank genome assembly
AUGGAAAUAUUAAAAACUUAUGGAGUUAUUAAUAAAUAUUAAAUGGACAUAAUAAUUCGAUCUAAUGUUUGGUAGUAAAUAAUAAUGAAGAUCUAAUUAUAUCAAGGAGUGAAGAUAAAACUAUUGAAUUUUGGAUAAAAAAGAAUGAAUGGAUGUGUUUAUAAACAAUAGAUGAUCAUUCUAAUCGCAUAUUAGGAUUAAGUUUAAAUUAAUAAUAAAAUAGAGUUGUCUCAUGUGGAAAUGAUUAAAAUAUAAUAAUAAUAGAACAAUUAGGAUAGAAUACAGAGUGGAACUGAAUAGUAUGGAUAUCGAGUAUGUUUUAUAGAUAAUAAUAUGUUCACAUUCUCAUAAAGAGAUAAAGAAUAAAUAUCUGUUUUUGAGAUGAACCCUAACAAUAAAUAGUUUACCAAGAUUAGAGAUAUUACAAUAAAAAGUGGAAAAGAUAAUGUUUCAAGAUUUCCUAAGCAAUAUAUAAAUUCAAAAUGUAUUCUUGUGAGUAAGAAUGGAGAAUAUGUUAAUUUGAUAAGGAAAUAAUAAAAUGGAGAGUUUCGAACUGAAUAAUCUAUUCAUUUUGGAAUUAAUUCUUUAUAUGGAGUAAUGAGUGAUGAUGGAGAGUAUUCGAUCACUUGGGAUGAUAAAUCAAAUAUAAUACAGAUUAGGAGAUAUAAAGAGUAAUGA